This is a messenger RNA of Mugil cephalus (flathead mullet), 5279 nucleotides long. RefSeq names its product NACHT, LRR and PYD domains-containing protein 12-like. Gene Ontology annotation, molecular function: protein binding. The record is from RefSeq and is a predicted model, not a curated record. The transcript has 11 exons. NCBI's taxonomy places the organism in Eukaryota, Metazoa, Chordata, Actinopteri, Mugiliformes, Mugilidae. Bases 115 to 3324 code for a protein of 1069 amino acids.
GAAGAUGAGAUGAGAUGAGAUGAGAUGAGAUGAGAUGAGAUGAGAUGAGAUGAGAUUUGUGUUUUCUCUACAGAUGAAGGUAGAAAGUGUGUGAGUUGGUGUGGAUUCAUCAUCAUGGAUCAGCGUGAGGACAGAGAGGAGGGAGCCCCCUCCCUCUACCAUGAGGACCAAACCAGAGCUCAGAGAACAAAGCAGCCGCACAGACCAGACUCUGCUGAACCUGAACCCGAACCUGAACCUGGACCUGAACCUGAUCCUGAACCUGAACCUGGACCCAGCUGUGUGUCUAUGAAGAGUGAUCAGUCAAAGCCUAACUAUAUUAAUUUUAAAGGACAGAAACAAUCUGCUGUAAAAAAAGUCCACCAGAAGAGUUCAGAGUUUCCCAGUGGUCAGUCUGUGCAGCAGCAUCAAAAACAUCUGGACUGCAUAUUUACGCUGCUGGAGGACAACAUCGUCACUUUUGUGAAGAACGAGCUGAAGAAGAUUCACAGAGGCCUGAGUCCAGAUUACCCAGAAUGCUUAGAGAGUCAGAGGGAGGAUGAGGAGGUGUUGGAGGGAGAGGAUGAAGAGCAGAGGAUCAGCAGAGAAGCAUUUCUGAAGAUCACAAUUAACUUCCUGAGGAGAAUGAAGCAGGAGGAGCUGGCUGACUGUAUGGAGAGCAAUCUUAUUGCUGCAGCUUGUCAACGUAAACUCAGAUCUACUCUGAAGGGGAAGUUCCAGUGUGUGUUUGAGGGGAUUGCUGAAGCAGGUAAACCAACUCUAGUGAACCAGGUCUACACAGAACUGUACAUCACAGAGGGAGGAACUGCAGAGGUCAAUCAUGAACAUGAGGUCAGACAGAUUGAAACGGCAUCCAGGAAUCUAGACAGACCAGAAACAACCAUCAGACCAGAAGACAUCUUUAAAGGCCCACCUGGAAGAGAUAAACCAAUCAGAACAGUGAUGACUAUGGGAGUGGCUGGCAUUGGGAAAACAGUCUUAACACAGAAGUUCACUCUGGACUGGGCUGAAGACAAAGCCAACCAGGACAUCCACUUCACAUUUCCAUUCACUUUCAGAGAGCUGAAUGUGGUGAAAGAGAAGAAGUUCAGUUUGGUGGAACUUGUUCAUUACUUCUUCACUGAAACCAAAGAAGCAGGAAUCUGCAGAUUUGAAGAGUUCCAGGUUGUGUUCAUCUUUGAUGGUCUGGAUGAGUGUCAACUUCCUCUGGACUUCCACAACACUGAGAUCCUGACUGAUGUCACAGAGUCCACCUCAGUGGAUGUGCUGCUGACAAACCUCAUCAGGGGGAAACUUCUUCCCUCUGCUCGCCUCUGGAUAACCACACGACCUGCAGUCGCCAAUCAGAUCCCUCCUGAGUGUGUUGACAUUGUGACAGAGGUCAGAGGGUUCACUGACCCCCAGAAGGAGGAGUACUUCUGGAAGAGGUUCAGAGAUGAGGAGCAGGCCAGCAGCAUCAUCUCCCACAUCAAGACAUCACGAAGCCUCCACAUCAUGUGUCACAUCCCAGUCUUCUGCUGGAUCUCUGCUACAGUUCUGGAGGAGGUGUUGAAAUCCAAAGAGGCAGGAGAGCUGCCCAAGACCCUGACUGAGAUGUACAUACACUUCCUGGUGGUUCAGGCCAAAGUGAAGAAGGUCAAGUAUGAUGGAGGAUCUGAGACAGAUCCACACUGGAGUCCAGAGACCAGGAAGAUGAUUGAGUCUCUGGGAAAACUGGCUUUUGAUCAACUGCUGAAAAGAAACCUGAUCUUCUACGAAUCAGACCUGACAGAGUAUGGCAUCAAUAUCAGAGCAGCCUCAGUGUACUCAGGAGUUUUGACACAGAUCUUUAAAGAGGAGAGAGGACUAUACCAGGACAAGGUGUUCUGUUUUGUCCAUCUGAGUGUUCAGGAGUUUCUGGCUGCAGUCUACAUGAUCCACUGUUACACCAACAGGAAGACAGAGGUGCUGGAGGACUUCCUGGGACAAAACUACAAUGACUCAACUCUGGAUGUCUUUCUGAAAAGAGUCAUGGAAAAAUCUGUGGACAGUAGCAAUGGUCAUCUGGAUCUGAUGGUUCGCUUCCUUCAUGGUCUCUCUCUGCAGUCCAACCAGAGACCGUUAAGAGGUCUACUGGGUCAGAGAGAGACCAGUCCAGAAAUUAUCCAGAGAGCCAUUGACAACCUGAAGACAAUGGAAAUGUACAACAUUUCUCCUGUCAGAAGCAUCAACAUCUUCCACUGUCUGAUUGAGAUGAACGACCUCUCAGUUCAUCAGGACAUCCAAGAGUUCAUGAAGUCAGACAACAGAGCAGAGAAACUCUCUGAAAUCCACUGCUCAGCUCUGGCCUACAUGUUGGAGAUGUCAGAGGAGGUUCUGGAUGAGCUGGAUCUGAAAAAUUACAACACAACAUGGGAGGGACGACUGAGACUGAUUCCAGCUGUGAGGAACUGCAGAAAAGCUGUACUUUCUGGCUGUGGAUUCUCAGAGAGUCACUGUGAAGUCGUGGCCUCAGCUCUCAAGUCUAAACCCUCCCAUCUGAGAGAUCUGGACAUGAGCUUCAACAACCUGCAGGAUUCAGGAGUGAAGCAUCUGUCCAAUGGGCUGGAGAGUCCACACUGCAGACUGGAGACUCUGAGGUUAUAUCGCUGCAGUUUGUCAGAGAUCAGCUGUGAUUCUCUGGUCUCAGCUCUAAAGUCCAACCCCUCCAGUCUCAGGGAGCUGGACCUGGGCUUCAACAAGUGUCAGGAUUCAGGACUGAAGCGUCUGUGUGGUUUUCUGGAGAGCCCACUCUGUAGACUGGAGACUCUGAAAUUAAGCUGGUGCAGUUUGUCAGGGAUCAGCUGUGAUUAUCUGGUCUCAGCUCUGAAGUCCAACCCCUCCCAUCUGAGACAUCUGAAACUGAGCAACAACCAGCUGAAGGAUUCAGGAGUGAAGCACCUGUGGGAUUUUAUGAAGAGUCCACUCUGUAGACUGGAGAUUCUGGGGUUGUAUUCCUGCAGUUUGUCAGAGAUCAGCUGUGAUGGUUUGGGAUCAGCUGUGAAGUCCAACCCCUCUCAUCUGACAUAUCUGGACAUGAGUGGAAAUGAACUGAAGGAUUCAGGAAUGAAGCAUCUGUGUGGUUUUCUGGAGAAUCCACUCUGUAGACUUGAGACUCUGAGAUUGAGUCGCUGCAGUUUGUCAGAGAUUGGCUGUGAUUCUCUGAUCUCAGCUGUGAAGUCCAACCCCUCUCAUCUGAAACAUCUGGACCUGAGUGGAAACCAGCUGCAGGAUUCAGGAGUGAAGCAGCUUUGUGACUUUCAGAUGAGUCCACUCUGUAGACUGGAGACCCUGAGAUGGACGUGAUCAGCUUUGAGAGUGAACAUGGAUGGUGUUUGUGCUGAUAUGUCCUGAUGAUCCAUGGAGGUUGAAGCAGAUGUUCAUCAUACUGAGAGGUGAUAUGGGGAAGAAACCCACCAGCAUCAACAUUAAUGUUUGUGUAUAUUGGACAUGUUUGUUCCUGUCUGUGUAGUUAUUUCUAUUCCUGUUUCAUCCAUAUAGUUAUUUCUUUUGAGCAGGAGUUGGGGUGGGGAGCUGGUAACUCUAGUAUUAAUUUUUUUUUUUUUUUUAAUGUAUAUUUUACAAGACUUUCCACAGAUGGCUGUUACUGGAGUUUCUUUACAUUUGUACACUUCAUAUAUUUUGUUUCUUUUACUUCAUGCUUAUUUAAUUUCCUAAGACUUGAGACAAUGUGACUCUUUUACAACUUUGUUGAACACUCUCCAAAUAGGGUAAAUAUGAAUUGUUUUUAUGCUAUCCUGGUGGCGAUUUUGUGUAAACAGGAAGUAGCCCGUGUGUACAGGAUGUUGUUGAGAGCAGCACUUUCCUACUAGCAGACAAAGGGAUCAGAUCAGUGUUUGAUCUGCUAUCUUGAGUGUAAGCAUAAUCUGUAAGUUCAUUUGUUGUUUACAUUUUACAUUGAGCAUAUGUAAUUUGUGAGAAGGAUGCAUUUAUAAUGUCAGUAAGUAGCUCUGUAUGUCAUGUAGCUUAAACUAUGCCAUGUUCUAGUUUUAGCAUUAGUUGAUGUACUGUAUUUUUGUUUUUCUACAGUUUCACUACUUUUUUUUUUUUUUUAGUGCAUUUUGGCAACUUAUAAAAUAACUAAGAUGAAUCCUGACUGCUGUGGAGAGUUUGGCCUGCUGUUAAAUCGUGUCUCCACAUGAUGAGAACAGUAUAGUGAAAAGAUGUCAAUCCUACAAGCAAAGUGAACUUCUCGGUAGUAGACCGCAUACAUCAUCUGCAUCAUGAUUGAAGGAAACAAAUCAGCGGCUACUGCAGCCAAAAGUGAAGCCAGUAGAAAGUGGAAAUUCAAGAUGUAAAGAGCAAAGGUCAGACUCAAGGUGUUCUAGUACAUCAUGACCGUCGCAUCGAUCUGGGUCAUCAGCAGCCUCAAGAACAUGCACAUUGUUUAAACAGAAGGAACUGGGUAUGAGACUCGAUAAAAUUAGACUGGACAUGUCUCAUCAGUUCGACAAGGCUGAAUAAGAGCCAGACUUGGCUGUGCUACAUCAUGAGACAGAAGUGGCUCAGCCUCAGCCUCAGGCCGAGGUAGUUGAGGCAGCAGAGUUUGAAGAACAGUAGUCGAGCCGUGCCACCUUGCUACAAUCUAGACUGGGCCGUACCCGAGAUGUAGGAGCACAAGCUUGCUUCUUUGAAAGAGUAAAAACAAACUCGGAACACCCAUACGAGAGAGCAGUGUCUCCAAAACAAUCUCAAUUCAACCAGUAAUAAAUGGUUCUUUACUACAGACUCCACCUUCCAAGAAAGGACAUCAUUACAUCCAAAGCCAAUUAAUCUGGACACUUAACCCUCAGCCAUAUCACUCCAGAUAUUAUAAUAAUCCUCGGGCGAGCUCAUACUCGCACCACAUCAUCCAUCACAAUCCAGUGUGCCCACAUCUUUGGCCCCAAUGCAUCUCCAAGUAUGUCUUGGACUAGGUUUCAAUUAGAUUACAAUUGGGUUAGGUAACUACUGAAAAACUUAUUCUGGAGUGCUGGUAGCAUUCUGGACUUAGUAUUUUUAUUUGUACAUUUUAGGUUAUAUUUUUGUCGCUCUGACUUAUUCAACUCGUUGUAAUGACCUGCAACCUCCGUUUACCAGCUGAAUGCAAGAAAAGAGAGAAGAUUUACUGCCAUUUUACUUUAAAUUUGAGUAAAGUGAAUAAAUAAAACCAGUUGUUGCUCUGUGGUGAAUACAUUUCAUCAGAACAGGAGUUCAAGUCACAUCUCAGCAAAAAUUAAAAAAUGACAAGAUAAACCUUG